AGUGCUGAAUAAUUUUUUGUACGGGCUGCGAAACCUACUCUGAUCAACGUCCCAUAAGGUUUCGGCGUCUCAACAAUCCCCCCGCCGGACAAUGGACGAGGAGGUGGAUUCGGGACUGCUCAACAUCUCCAUCUCCGAUUCGGACGAUGCUUCGGGCUCGGAGGCCAGGGGUGCCGCAGUGUCGAGGGCGGAGCGGAACGCGCAAUCAGAGGCCGCCUUUCAGCAGGUGAAGAGUGAAUACCGGCCCAAGAUCGAGAACGGCGAGAUCUGGAAGACGAUUCGACUCCCGCUGGGCUCCUCGCUCGCCAAGUCGCAGGUCCAGCAAGUGCUCCACGCAGUCGAGGAGCUCUACUUCUUCCGCAGGUAUGACGACGCCGUGAGCUUCGUUCGGUCGGUUCUCAGCGAGGAAGGAGACCCGGAGGGUGGCCUGGACGAUGAGGCGAAGGAGCUGCUUCGAUACUACGAGGUCAAGUGCAUGGAGAAGGCGAAGACGGGGUCGGGGGUGUAGCAGCGAGCGAUAACCCGCGUGCCAGAGCCCAUUUAGGUACUCGGCCAAGCAAAUCCGAUAGGGAACAGUUAUGGACUAAUCCAAAACUCCCCGUCACUUCAUAAGUCACUUCACAAUUGCAGAUGGGAGAUAUAUUUGAAGUCAGAGAGGAUAUGGUUCUCUUGUCCAAAAAAAAGUCUACGCGUCUAUCUUCCAAGUUGUCGAGUCUGACAGCAUCAAUCGUAGCUGUUGAGCAGCCUCGUGCGCUAAAAAUACAGACACAAUAGUUUAGGGGGGUUCUCCAGAAC
Phialemonium atrogriseum is the source of this 795-nucleotide messenger RNA. RefSeq lists its product as uncharacterized. Lineage: Eukaryota; Fungi; Ascomycota; Sordariomycetes; Cephalothecales; Cephalothecaceae. The transcript has 2 exons. Bases 92 to 508 code for a protein of 138 amino acids. The record is from RefSeq and is a predicted model, not a curated record.